Messenger RNA from Emiliania huxleyi CCMP1516, 1937 nucleotides. RefSeq lists its product as hypothetical. The record is from RefSeq and is a predicted model, not a curated record. Bases 1 to 1548 code for a protein of 515 amino acids. The transcript has 4 exons. Lineage: Eukaryota; Haptophyta; Isochrysidales; Noelaerhabdaceae.
AUGAUGGCGGUAAUCUGCAACGCAAUUACCGCCUCCUCCGUGCUGUCGAUCGUGGCCCUCGUGCUUUCGAUCGAGAACAAUCCUCCCGGUUUCAAAUUCGGUCCCCUUCCCGACAAAUGGGUCCAGGAGGGGGUGAAGCCCUUCCCAUACAUCUACUGCUAUCGGGCAUUUGAUAUCCGCGUGAUCAAUGAGGUGAAGGCGGCGUAUCUGGCGGCAGGAUUGAACUCCCAGUGGGAGUCUGCCUGGGAAAAACUUCAAUCCGUGCCGUCCUUUGUUGGGGUUUUUGCCGACCCCGGAGUUACCAAGGUGUACGCCGAGCUCGAGAACGCGGCGCAGUCCGAGUGCCGCAGGCGGCCUGAGUAUCACCUUGGGACCAACCUCGCUCGCGGCACCAUGGUCUACCAGGACUUUAUGGGCACGCAGGAUUUGGCCCACGAUCUCGACACCCUUCGCACGGCCAUCGGCGCGGAUAAGCUGUCCGUCUGGGGUAUCUCUUACGGCACAGAAGUGGGCGCAACCUACGCGACGGUGUACCCGGAGCGGGUCGACAAGAUGAUCCUGGAUGGAAAUGUCGCGAUAUCGAAUGAGAUCUACGAGGCCGCGCAUCUCUGGGCUCUCAGCUACGAACAGGUUUGGAACGGACUCGCUGCAGCUUGCAACAACGAUUUCUUUGUGGCCGGCGGCAUCGACGCCCCUACCCUCCCCGCCGAUGACUUUUGCGCGGCGACGCCAUAUCCAACGGACAAAAUGUACAAGCUCUUGGGCGCCCAGACAGACGAAACGCUUUUGUUGAUGGCUUUUACUCUCCUCUCAAAAUUCUUCGAGGGCGGCGGAAUUAUGCAUAGCGGCGUCUCUCCCGGCGGCGCGAUCAUGAUGGCUUGCGUCGAGUCCCUCCACAAGUACGGGAACUUCGAUGGGGAGGGUUGUUGCGACUACCAGCCCAAAUCCCAAUGUUGCAAGGGUAAGAUUCAAAUUCCAGCCAACAACAACACUUUUAAAAAAGAGGAUGACGAAAAUCCCACUAUCACGCUGGUUCGCUCCGUCGACAUGGCAGGACGACUCAGCACCGCGGACACUGAACGCCUCUGGGCCGACCUCAAGGACAAACACCCGAUCGGCUUCCUUCGCGCAGGCAAUAUCGUCAGCAUCGUCUCGGCGCCCAACCUGCCACGCCCGGUGCCUUCUUACGGAUCGGGGCUGGACAAGCUGCAGCCUCUCAUCAUCGGCGACUUUCACGACCCCGCUACGACGUACACGGCUUCGCAGGACAUGCGAGACAAGUUUCCCAAUGGCGCGCUGAUGAGCUGGCAGGGCUACCACCACGGCCUCUUUCUGGAUGACAACUUUGGCUUGUCCGACUACACCUCCAACACGUUCCAGAACGAGGGUUACGGCGCGAAGGAUUGCUACGACCGGAUGUUGAGCUACCUCGAGGAUGGCAAGCUCCCACCGAACGGCUACACGUGCCCGAUCAAUGGCCCAGCCGCAGGCUCUCUCAGCCUGAAGGUUGCAAAGCAGGGUCAUCAGGCGAAAAAUGGACAGGAGUGAACGUACGAAGGAUGCUAGUGCAACGCGAGCACGACCAAGCAAGGCGCGCAUGUAAUUUGCAGAUCGAUCAUCCGACCACCCCUGCAUGCGCGGGCCUUGGUCCGGUGCCGCUGAACGGCAUUGGGCCAAUCCUUGAGAAGCGCUGAACACUGACUGUGCGUGAGGGGGGGGUCGGUAUUUGGAAUGAGUGAGCCGUGUCUGAUUGUGGCAGUCUGGUCUAGCGUGCGUGCAGCGGUGGCUCGGAGCGUAGGUUAGCGCUCUGAGCCACGGCCUGUGGCCGGCUCUAUUCCGGCACGGGGCCCGCAGCGCUGUCAGCCUACGUCUCUGGACUGCCCUCUUCGCCAUAGUUGCGACAUCAUUUGGCUAGUUCCAAUACACUCUGACACGUU